UACUGGUGGGCUAACUACUCGACAUUGGAGCUGCCGCUGAGUAAAGCCGAUAGUUGUGUGUGCGUGUGAGCGCCGUGUGUGUCGAGGCUUCUAGUUGCACCGCGUCAUGCCGGUGAGCCGACAAAAAGCCGAAGACCUGACGGAGAUCGGAGCCUCAGCGCCGCUGAAUGGACACGCUCUGGAUCGCACGUUCCGCCGCUACAAGAGGCACCACCGGCUGUGCGAGAUCAACCGCAAGAAUGGCGCAUCCUACGAGAUCAACCGAGAGAGACAGCGCACUGAGAUGCUGAACAGAAAGUACUUUGACAACCUGCGACAGCAGCAAGCGCUCUCGGGAAGAAUCGACGAGCCCCGGGUCACGAAGGAGCAACAGAACGGGUCCGGUCACGUCGGAACGGAUGCAGCUACGACAACGGCAGGCUUCGAUUCUUCAAAGAUAAAGCUCUCUCCGUCGAAAUCCAUGCCCGAAAACCCGGCGGCAAAGAAAACCGAAGACCCCUUCGGUAGCAAGCCUGCAUCGGCCACUGGUCAUUCCAGUGGGGGGGCCAAUAACUCGCUAAACGGGUUUGACGAGGUUCUCAUCAAGGCAGAGCCGGAGAGCGGUGGGAGCACUCCAGCCUGCGUCCAGUCGCCUCCUCUCUCUGGUAACAGCACCGCCGGGUCGAAAGCCCCUCCCAACUCCCUCCCCUUUCCCUCCUCGUCCUCGGCAAUGUCGUGCUCCAAUGGGAGGUUUGGCCGAAGUUUCUCCACCCCGGACGCCAAGAGGAGGUGUCCAGGAACUAACAAUCGAUCGUCCCCCCUUCUGGAGGAUGAGAACGAUCUAAAACUGAAACCCUACGAUUUUCUCAACAAUGUCAUUAAGACGCCGCCGAUUAAACCCCUUGAAGAAGGGGACGACCCUCCAAUUACUCCAUCGCCGACGAGUAUGGGGCCGUUGCUCCGGCGAUCCUCGUCAAACCCGCCCACCAACAACAGUUGCACAAGCAACCACAGCAACCACAGCAACCACAGCAACCCUCCGUCAACUCCGACGGGAAACGGCAUUUGCAGCGCAAACAACAUAUCGACCUCCUCGUCCUCGUCGCAAAUGGAAGAAGACCUAUACGAGUUCUACCGGGUCAUGGAACAGGUUUGCGAGCAGAAGGGUCGGCUUUCUUCCGCACCUGGUACCAGUGGAAACAUUACAACUGCUACCAUUUCAACCUCGGGGGCAACUUCCACUCAGAUCGACAUGUACAGUGGCAUGUCCCCACCUCCUGGAGUUGUUAACCCUGGAUCUGGUAGUGCCAUAGUGCCGCCGUCUCAGAGGAUUAUUUCUCCGCCACCUUACAAUGCUACGUCGACCGGAGCGCUCCCGCAGACUCUCCCACUCGGUCCAGGACACUACAGAGGAAAUGGACAACAGUUGCAGCGCGCGGUGCUCACUAGUCCCCCAGGACACACUGCAGUUUCUCCUCCAUUUACUGCUGCCGACGCACGUAGCCUGUACAAUAGGUCCCUAGUCGGGCAGCAGCCUCACACUCCUCUCUCCCUCAACUUACAGCAGCAACGUCAGCAAGGACAGGCUUACUCCACUGCCGUCACACACACCUCUCUCCCUUCAUCACAAGUCAACUUGCCCCUGCAGUUUUCCUCCGAUCAUUCCUCGCUUCACACCCAACAAUCGCCUCACCAUCAACCAGGGGGGCAGCAGGCUCAGGUCAUUGUUGGAGGUAAGCCUCUGGAGUCCCAGCAGAGAACGGGUCCUCCUCUCACUCCGCACCAGUCAAUGCAACUCUCGCACCUCAACCAGGGUCUAGUUUCCUGUCCCACUGUAGCCACACCCACUCCACUCACCUCCCACAUGUACUACAACGGUAGUAGUAGUAGCCAGUCCGCACAGCAGAGGACGUACACUUCUGCGCCCCUCUCUCUUACCCCUCACCCACCCGCACCUCCUCAACAGCAGACACAACAAACCCCUCUCACGCCCACGACUCCACUCGAGCACUUCUCCUUCCAGACCUCCCAGAACUCCCGCAUCUCCCCUACUCACUGUCCCACAAACCCACUCUGUCACCCGGGCAGUCUCGGCACUUACACCACGUUUUCUGACGCGUCGCACUACCUCUCGAAUCACGUCCAAACUCCCUGCCUCCCUGCCAGGGGCCAUCAACAGACUAUUCAGAUGCCCCAACAGCACCAAAACUCUGGUGGUCUCACCGUUUCGACCAAUUCCUGGGCCCAACGUCGGUUGCCUGCCCAGCAGCUCCCAAACAUGAUGACACAACACACUGCGAUGAUGAGUCGAAACCAGAUGGGAUCUCUCCCGCGCAUGCAAGUCCCCAGCCAGGCGUCUUCUCUCUCGAUGUCGUCUUACCAGUUGAACCAGAGGAUGAGUCACCUCUCUUCGUUGCAACACCACACCGUACCAGCACCCCCGCCAGCGUACUUGCAGUCCUGCGGGUCAAGUGCUCACCCCAACAACCCAGCUGCCUUCUCUGGCCUACCUUUCCCAUGACAUGUGCAAUAUCUAAUAACUCAUCCACUGCUAACUCUUUUUUCUUUUUUUUUUAGACGUCUAUAAAGCGUGUACAGUUUUACCUGCUUAUAUUCAUCGUUAUCAUACCGGUACAGGUGUCACCACUUUCCGUCACGCAUUUUGUACAGAAUUGUAGAAGUGUGUCAGAUAUUGUUCAUUUUGUACACUAUGUUGCAUUCACCACCAUUCAAGUGCCAUGUAUAUACAUUUUUUAUU
This is a messenger RNA of Geodia barretti, 2737 nucleotides long. The record is from the annotation of a GenBank genome assembly. Lineage: Eukaryota; Metazoa; Porifera; Demospongiae; Tetractinellida; Geodiidae.